This is a messenger RNA of Nicotiana attenuata, 1062 nucleotides long. RefSeq lists its product as uncharacterized. The transcript has a single exon. NCBI's taxonomy places the organism in Eukaryota, Viridiplantae, Streptophyta, Magnoliopsida, Solanales, Solanaceae. The coding region runs from base 108 to 692 and encodes 194 amino acids. The record is from RefSeq and is a predicted model, not a curated record.
GAGACUCGCUAAGUUUGCCCAACUGAAAAGCCUUAGGGCACUUUUAAAAAGAAAAAAAAAAAUCAAUAAAUACAUACAUAAAUUGUUUUUAUAGCUCUCCAAUUGCAAUGGCGAAUUCCUCUAGAAGGUUGAGAUCGGCGUUUGAGAGGUCAAUCUCACCCACCGGCCGGUUCUGCAACACCAUGGCGGCAACUGAUGCGACGUCGUUCGCUUCGUACAGGACCUCUAGCUUUUAUUCGUAUCCAUCGCCUGGUUGUUUCAACCGAUCGGCUUCUCCGACGCGCGUGAAUCUGCACGCGCUGGCGCCGAUGAAUUCUACGCCUAGCGUUAAGUUCUCCAUCGACAGAUCUAGCUCUCCUCGCCGUUCCGUGGCAGUGUCUCAGCGUGAGCAGGUGGUUCGGAAGCAGAUUCCGAAAAGGACGUGCUUGUGCUCUCCGACGACGCAUCCUGGUUCGUUCAGGUGUAGUAUGCAUAAGAAUAUGAGAAAUACUCCUUCUAUUUCGUAUUCGCCUAGCCGAUUGAAUGCUCGGCGAUCGGCGAUGACGAACUCACUGGUACGAAUCUGGUCUGUUGAAGGUGAUUUAGUAAACCGUGCUCUGGCAGCUCUUAUUAGGCCUUCUUCGCAUCAUCAGAGACGUCGAGGUGACUUUCAACCGCGUCCUAGCCGGCUUUCCAGAAUGUCCAAAGUAUAACCUAUGAAAAAGUUUCCGUUUCCGUGGUUACAGGUUGGUGAUUUUCAUAUAUUAUCUGAAGCUCAUCUCCUGAGAGUUUUCCGGCGAUGGCGUCAGAUUCCAGCUGCUGUUUUUACUACUCCGACGAAACGAAAGCUAUGGCAAUUUUGAUACAGUACGGAAGUAGUAGAAUUCUCCCUUGUACAUAUGGAUUUGCAGUAACUGAUGCAAUUGAACGACAAUUUGGACUUUUAAAUUCUAUAAAAAUAACCAGGAAAUUAAAUUUGAUUAAAUUUUAACUAAAAACUGUAAAACAUCAUAAGGCAUUGGAUAUGGUUGAGAAAUUUGUGUGGGCUCUUUUGUUGUUUAGUGGAGUUGCGUGACUUGUUUC